This is a messenger RNA of Hypomesus transpacificus, 1202 nucleotides long. Its product is annotated as claudin-like protein ZF-A89. Gene Ontology annotation, biological process: cell adhesion; bicellular tight junction assembly. Gene Ontology annotation, cellular component: plasma membrane; bicellular tight junction. The transcript is spliced from 2 exons. Lineage: Eukaryota; Metazoa; Chordata; Actinopteri; Osmeriformes; Osmeridae. Bases 1 to 1119 code for a protein of 372 amino acids. Gene Ontology annotation, molecular function: structural molecule activity. The record is from RefSeq and is a predicted model, not a curated record.
AUGGCCAACGCUGGGUUCCAACUCUUGGGCAUCGCCCUGGCAAUUAUCGGUUGGAUAGGAGACAUUAUUAUCUGCGCGCUACCCAUGUGGAAAGUAACAGCCUUCAUUGGGAACAACAUUGUGACCGCACAGGUCUUCUGGGAGGGUCUAUGGAUGAACUGUGUCCAGCAGAGCACAGGCCAGAUGCAGUGUAAGGUCUACGAUUCAAUGCUGGCCUUGCCCCAGGACCUGCAGGCAGCUAGAGCGUUGGUCGUUAUCUCCAUUCUGGUGGCCUUCAUGGGGAUCUUCCUCGCCAUGGCUGGCGGGAAGUGCACCAACUGCAUCGAAGAUGAGGAUGCAAAAGCAAAAAUUGCCAUUGCUGCAGGAGUCGUCUUCAUCGUCGCAGGAGUACUGGUCUUAAUCCCUGUGUCCUGGUCCGCCAACACCGUCAUCAGGGAUUUUUACAACCCCAUGAUGAUUGACGCCCAGAGGAGGGAUCAAACUACAAUGGCCAACGCUGGGUUCCAACUCUUGGGCAUCGCCCUGGCAAUUAUCGGUUGGAUAGGAGACAUUAUUAUCUGCGCGCUACCCAUGUGGAAAGUAACAGCCUUCAUUGGGAACAACAUUGUGACCGCACAGGUCUUCUGGGAGGGUCUAUGGAUGAACUGUGUCCAGCAGAGCACAGGCCAGAUGCAGUGUAAGGUCUACGACUCAAUGCUGGCCUUGCCCCAGGACCUGCAGGCAGCUAGAGCGUUGGUCGUUAUCUCCAUUCUGGUGGCCUUCAUGGGGAUCUUCCUCACCAUGGCUGGCGGGAAGUGCACCAACUGCAUCGAAGAUGAGGAUGCAAAAGCAAAAAUUGCCAUUACUGCAGGAGUCGUCUUCAUCGUCGCAGGAGUACUGGUCUUAAUCCCUUUGUCCUGGUCCGCCAACACCGUCAUCAGGGAUUUUUACAACCCCAUGAUGAUUGACGCCCAGAGGAGGGAGCUGGGGGCAUCACUGUUCAUCGGCUGGGGCUCAGCUGGUCUCCUGCUAAUCGGUGGCGCUCUGCUCUGCUGCCAGUGUCCUAAGAAAGAGGAGGGACGAUACACCGCCAAAUAUUCAGCACCGCGAUCUGCAGCCAACGGAGGCGCCUACGUUUAAGAUGGAACUCAACGAUUCUGCAGUAAAGGGUUAAUUAGUGAGAUUUCUCACAACUCGUUCAACCCAAAGUAAACCAUGGAUUU